UCAAAUUUCAAUGGCUAACUCUUCUGGGAAUCACGAAGAAGAGCAGACAACCCAUGUUGCGUCGUCGUUUAACGGGAAUUUGGCACCCGACACUUCGCCCACCGCGCUCGCCAUGAAGCACAACCCCGGCAUAGCCCUCGAUUGGACUCUCCAAGAGCAAACUAUUCUCGAAGAAGGACUCUCUCUGUUUGCAUCUGAACCUAACCUCACACGCUACGCAAAGAUAGCACAAAAUCUAAAUAACAAGACAGUCCGGGAUGUAGCACUGAGAGUCAGGUGGAUGAAUAAAAAAGAAAAUUGCAAGAGAAGGAAGGAUGAUUUUCCAAGGAAAAGUAAAGAUAAAAAGGUUUCGGAUCCUGCAGUGAGAUCAUCUCACUAUACUGCUCAACCCAAUGUUUCCCCAUAUGCUCCUGCUAUGACUAUGAUGGAUAAUGAUGAUGGCAUCUCUCACAUAGCUAUUGGAGGCCCCACAGGUGAGCUCUUAGAGCAAAAUGCACAGGCCUUGAAUAAAAUCUCUACCAAUCUUGCUGCUCUUCAGUUACAGGGUAACAUCAAUCUUUUCAGCCAAACGAGAGACAACAUCAUCAAAAUUUUGAAUGACAUGAAUGACAUGCAAGAGGCAAUGAAGCAAAUGCCACCUCUUCCUUUUAAGAUCAAUGAAACGAUAUUCAACUCCAUACUUUCCAAAACAAAUCAACAUAUGCAAUAACGAUGUUUGCUCAUUCAGUGUGAUAUCUGGGCCUGCCGUUUCCAUAUUUAUGCUUGCAUUCAAAUUGACCCAGCAUUAAAGAAGAAAGAAUGGAAUAGGUUGACCACAACCCAGCUAAAUUAGCCUUCAUUUUUUGUAACAUUCUGGUUUUCCUGCUCUUGCUCGCUUGCUAAGUUUAACUUAAUUGGAGUAUAGGAAGUAGUUGUUAUUAUUUUGGGGUUGAAUUUAGGGACUGAUAACAAUAAGUAUAACUUAGUUAUUUGUAAAUUUUAUUCUCCAUAUUAUAUAAAUGAUAGAUAUUGUUUCCUUGUUUCUCUUCUCA
This is a messenger RNA of Glycine soja, 1031 nucleotides long. RefSeq lists its product as uncharacterized. The transcript has 7 exons. The record is from RefSeq and is a predicted model, not a curated record. Bases 11 to 709 code for a protein of 232 amino acids. Lineage: Eukaryota; Viridiplantae; Streptophyta; Magnoliopsida; Fabales; Fabaceae.